Molecule: messenger RNA, 6038 nt
Organism: Misgurnus anguillicaudatus (oriental weatherfish)
Lineage: Eukaryota; Metazoa; Chordata; Actinopteri; Cypriniformes; Cobitidae
Gene: rxfp1
Product: relaxin family peptide receptor 1
Biological process (GO): adenylate cyclase-activating G protein-coupled receptor signaling pathway; activation of adenylate cyclase activity; hormone-mediated signaling pathway
Cellular component (GO): plasma membrane
Molecular function (GO): G protein-coupled peptide receptor activity; protein binding
Source: RefSeq, a predicted model, not a curated record
AGUAGAGUUGUUCCGAUUCCGAUACCAGUAUCGGAAAUGCGGCCGAUACCACAAAAAAUUAUGGCAUCGGAAUCGGCGAGUACUUGAACCCAUGUACCGAUCCGAUACCAUUUUCUUACUAAACCUAGUUAUGCCCGUUAUAGCUAACGCUGCAAAGCGAAACUCAUUUCUUCUUCGCUGCUCUGAAUGCAAACACCAGGAAGUUACCUCAUGCGUGACGCAACCACUGUUUACUUAGAGCGGCAAAGAAAUGAAAGCAUGCAGCCGUAUGUCCGCUGUUUGUUAGUAUUUCAGACUAAUAAAACAAAACAUCGACAUGUCUCAACGGAAUCCGCGCCCGCAGAUUUUGGCGGAGUACUCAACGGAGUUAAUGCCCGUGAUUGACAAGCACACAUACCCCGCGCUUGAGCGCGUUUGGGACAAUAACGGUUGGCCACAUCUCUUUGAUAACUAUUUUGGGAUCCCGAGCAAUGACCUUGGUGCAAAGUCAAAUGCCUGCUUGCUUGGGACCGUCUCAACUGAGUGCCAGUGCAGAGAUCUGGAGCUGGACUGUGAUGAUGCACACUUCAAAGAUGUCCCAUCUGUAUCUGUUAAUGUCACCAUGAUAUCUCUGCAGAGGAACCAUCUGAAAACACUGCAUUCCGAUAUGUUUUUCAAGUACCAGAGCCUCCAGAAGCUAUAUCUCCAGUUUAACCAAAUUAAAGUGGUGCACCCGCAUGCUUUCCGAGGUCUCUACAAUCUGACAAGGCUAUAUCUUAGCUAUAAUCGAAUCACCACUUUAGUACCUGGAGUAUUUCUGGACUUGCACAAACUAGAAUGGCUGAUUCUGGAAAACAACAAUCUUCAUCACAUCACAUCUUUGACCUUCUCUGGUUUACGUUCUCUCGUGCUCCUAGUCUUAUUGAACAAUGCUCUUACAAAGCUAGAUGAUAUAUGCUCGGAGAUGCCACGAUUGAAUUGGCUAGACGUUGAAGGAAAUAAGAUAGAAAGCAUUGGAAACGUUACCUUCAGGUCCUGUAACAUGUUAACAGUGCUGGUCCUCCAGAGGAACCGCAUUAGUUACAUCCACGAGCGAGCUUUCUCUCUUCUUCAUAAAUUGGGCGAGCUGGAUUUGUCCAGUAACAGAAUCGAAGCAAUUCCUCUUUAUCUUUUCCUGAAUCUUGGCGAUUUGCUUCAGCUAAAUAUUUCAUAUAACCCCAUCAUGGAUCUAAGAGUGAACCAUUUUGAAAAGCUUCAUAAACUGAAGUCACUGAGCAUUGAGGGAAUUGAAAUUGGGAACAUUCACAGACAGAUGUUUGAGCCUCUCAGAAAUCUCACUCAUAUCUAUUUUAAAAAGUUCCAGUACUGCGGGUAUGCGCCUCACGUCCGCAGCUGCAAGCCAAACACUGAUGGCAUUUCAUCUUUUGAGGACCUGUUGGCCAACAUCGUGCUGCGUGUCUUUGUCUGGGUUGUCUCUGCAACGACCUGCUUCGGCAACAUCUUUGUGAUCUGCAUGCGGUCCUAUAUUCGCUCUGAGAACAAGCUUCACGCCAUGUGCAUCAUAUCCUUAUGCUGUGCAGAUGGUUUGAUGGGUGUCUACCUCUUCAUGAUCGGAGCGUAUGACCUGAAGUUUCGUGGUGAGUAUAACCGUCACGCUCAGGCCUGGAUGGAUAGCACACCGUGCCAGGUGAUCGGAUCUCUAGCCAUGCUCUCGACUGAGGUCUCAGUGCUCCUCCUGACCUACCUCACCCUGGAAAAAUACAUCUGCAUCGUCUACCCGUUUCGUUACCUGACCCCUGGUCGCAGACGCACAGUUACUGUACUGGUGGCCAUCUGGAUUUUGGGAUUCAUCAUUGCUUUUCUGCCUCUGGUCUGUAAAGGAGUGUUCAGAAACUUCUACGGAACCAAUGGUGUGUGUUUUCCUUUGCAUUCUGAGCAGCCGGAAACUCUUGGCGCGCAAAUGUAUUCAAUUGUCAUAUUUCUCGGUCUGAAUCUGGUGGCUUUUCUCAUCAUCGUACUGUCCUAUGGAAGCAUGUUUUACAAUAUUCAGAGAACAGGAACGCAAGCGACCAAAUAUAGCAACCACAUAAAGAAAGAGUUGACAAUUGCCAAACGCUUUUUCUCCAUUGUGAUCACUGAUUCGCUGUGCUGGAUUCCCAUUUUUAUUCUCAAAAUUUUAUCACUAAUGGAAGUCGAAAUACCGGGAACCAUCAGUUCGUGGGUUGUAAUCUUCAUUCUGCCAAUCAACAGUGCUCUGAACCCCAUUUUGUACACACUGACUACCCGGCCCUUCAAAGAGACGCUGCUGCAGGUGUGGUCCAACUACAGACAGCGGAGACCCCUCUUCACUAGCCAUCCGUCUCAUCUGCCUUCGUUCACAUGCCAAGAAAUGUGGCCUCUGCAGGAAACCAGCCAAACACUCUGCUCACCUGACUACUUGGCACACCCAUCUGAAGUGACCAAUACAUCUGGGACAUCCCAGUUACUGCCUAUGGAAGGGUCAAAUGGGACAUGAAAUUGUCUGAAUCUGGUCCUGCUGUCCACUUCACCUCAUUUCCAGGACUGAUUACAACAAAACAUACAUUUUUGAAUGUUUAUUAAUGUUUACAUGCAUGUACACCAAAGCGUUUAAAUGUGGCUAAAACACCGGACAAUUGUCAACUGUAGGCGCUUGCCAGCUUUAUUUCAGUUAAGUGCUUAGGUUGCUAUGAUACUUCUGCUUUGCUUAUCAGUUGUUGAAUGUUGCACCGGUUGGUUGUUGUGAUGUUUGUCCCUCUCCUUGUGAACUGAGCGUUUUACCCAAAGUUCAGCAUUUUUUAACUCUCAGCAUUCAGCACUGAGUGUGGAAAAACCGCAGAGUGCCGGUGCUCAGCGCGGACAACAGGCGCCAGCUGCUGCUGUUUUUAAAAAAAUUGGAAACAUACGCUGUCGUAAACGCUUUGGUGUGCACGCUACUUUACUCACCACUGGGAUAAUAAUGACAGACUGCAUAUAAACAAUGCUUGCUUUCAUUUGUGUUAAAGGCGGAGUGCACGAUUUCUGAAAAACGCUUUGGAAAAGGGAGUCGGGCCGACUACCAAAACACACUUAUAGCCAAUCAGCAGUAAGGGGCGUGUCUACUAAACAACAUUGUUGCCUGGGUUCCGUAUGUGUGGGGCGGGUCUAUCAAAAGAUCAGAAGGUCCAGAUUCUAUUGGGGUAGUGCCGUGUUUGUUUAGAUGAUGUCAAAUGUCAACACUAGCUUUCAGAGAUCAUGGACCCUGCCUUUAAAGAGACAGAAAGAACAAGAGAUACAAAAACAGACAGUGCUUGUAACAGUUCAGCACUUAAUGUAUAACUUUCUAGAUUCUAGAUUUUAACAUAAGCUAAAAUUGUAGAAUAAAAAAAAUCAUGCUGGGAUUCACUGCUGAACCCUCUGGAGGGCCGUGGGCCUAUCAGUGGAACACCCAGGAAAGAGGGCGCCCACUUGACAACCCACGGAUUCUCAACGGUGCCUCGGGUAAGUAUUAAGGCAUAUCAACAUCAAGUGAGUCCUAUACAACAGAUCUGUUCAAUACAAAACCAAUACAUGCUAUACCUUCUAAAAUAAACUUGUCACAUUGUAAACUGUGAACAAUUAAGCGUAAACAUUAGACAUAAGUUAUUCGUUUUUCUAGACAGUAUACCUAGCUGGUGACACAUUAUGUCAUCUGUUUUGAAAGAAUGUGUGUUAAAAUGUUAGGGGGUGUGCACACCAAAGUUUUUAAAGCGGCUGAAAACGCCUGGAGGACGCUGAAUGCCAGCUGUUUCUUCAGCUGAGCUCUUUGGUUGCUGUGAUACUGCGCCAGUUGGUUGUUGUUAUAUUUGUCCUGCCCCUCCUCCACUGUGAUUGGAUGGCCGUGUGAGAACUGACAUUGACAAGCUGAGCUUUUCACCAAAGUUGAAUAUUUUUCAACGCUAGCUGGCUUUGGAAACAAUUGAAAACAUACACCGGCAGUGGGCGUAAAAGCUUUGGUGUGCACACUCUCUUAGGGGUUGUGCACACCAAAACUUUUACGCACACAGUCAGCAAAUGUUUUCAAUUGUUUAGGGUUAGGGUUAGCUCUGCGUUUUUCAAAUAAGCCAGCAGCUAGCGGUUUUCUUACGCGCUGAAAACUGGCGCCCGGCGGUUUUUCCGCACUCAGUGCUGAGCGUCGAGAGUUGAAAAAUGUUCAACUUUGGAUGAAAAGCUCCGGUCGUCAAUGUCAGUUCUCACGAGGCCGUCCAAUCACAGUGGAGGAGGGGCGGGACAAGUAUCACAGCAACCAACUGUCUCACAGCUGACGUAUCAGAGCUGCCAAAGUGCUUAGCUGAUGAAAGCUGUCACUCAGCUGAAAAACAGCUGGCAUUCGGCGUUGUCCAGGCAUUUUCAGCCACGUUUAAAAGUUUUGGUGUGCACAACCCCUUAAUCUUUCCACUGCUGACAAAGUCUGUCAGUUAUAAAACAUGUUUAAAUCAUCUUGGCAUGAAACACCAGGGGCUAAAUAUACUUUAACCUCAAAUUGAAUUCCUUCAUUUUUUUUUUUUUUUUUUUUUUUUGAUUUAUCAUUUAACAAAAAGAAGAAAACGCACAGGGACGGUUUCCCAGACAGGGCUUAACUAGUAUUAAACUAAAGUGUGUGUUGUACUGGCUCAACUGAGAACAGCUUGCGCUGACAUUUUUAAAAAUAUAUCAGUGUUUUGUCUCAAGAUGCACAAAAGUAAUGUGUUUUGUAAGGUAUGUUUGUAAAAACAUUUAAACAUCCUUAUAUAACUAAGUCCUAGAUCUGAAUUAAUCUAAACCGUGUUUUAAAAACUGCUUGUUACAGUUAAUUAAGACAUGUUUUUCAUUUGCCUUGUGCAGAAUUUAUUAUGCAUACAGUUUUUUACGAUUGCUAUGACAGAUUUUUCAAUACUUUUAACAAAUUUUCUAAACUCUUAACACACCAACACACCUAAAACACACAACUGGCAAAACAGUUAAUUUUAUCCUCAAAAUCACACAUUGUAAACUAAACUCUCACACUGUUUACAAAAACACUGUAAACAUGUUUCAGAAGCAACUAGUUAUACCAGAUCACCAACACAUGUUCUCUCCCAACAGAAACAUUUAGUCAAUCAUAACACAAUGUCAAGAAAAACACAAACAUAAGAUGGAAAAACAAAAACUGCAUACGUUUAUGUGUAAGUCUGUCCUUAUACAACAAACAGUUGUUUGUAUGAUUAUAGACUGAGUUUUGCACUGCAGUUUCUUUUGAAAACUUGGUUAUAUUUUUGUUUAGUUGGGUUUAGUAAAUACAUGUAUUAUGUUUGUUUUGCUACAGAAAUUCAAGACAAAAAUGAAUCAUUCAUCUUAGAGUACAGUUUAUGAAAAAAGGUAGAAUUGUUGCAGUAAAGACUUUACAGUAUUUCCAACAGGACAUUACUGCAAGAUAACAAACAUAUUGAAUAUUACUUCCAUUUACAGUAAAAAAGUAAAAAUAAACAAAUACAAACAGAAAAAGCCACUGAAGAAUAAAGUAAAAAGAAAAUCUCAUCAUCUACUGUAAUCUAUUGCGUUUCUAUUUGGCCACAUGUUCUCAUUCACAUUACACCUGAUUUUUCUCUGGCAAGGCAUCUUGUGAAGAACUUUUUGCCAUGUCUUAUCCACCUCUGACAGUGUUCAAGUGUGAUGUCUGGGAAUGCACCAUCUAUUACAUCCAGGUGGGACUGGAGAAAAACCUCUCCCUUGUCAUGGUGGUCUUCCGCUGAUUCGUGCAGACAUAUAUCUUAUUUUUGUGUUGCUCAUAUUGUUUCUUUUCCACACAAGAUUAACCUAAAGAGCCCCUCUUUUACUCUAUUCUAUUGUAUACCAUAUGGUCAUGCAAUUGAAAGAACCUGAGUGUGUUUCCUAGGUGGGAAUCAGCUGUGAUUUAUAUAUUUGCAUUGGUACAAUAAGUUGUUUUUCAAUCCCAAUGGAAUAAAAUACAGGGGAUAUAUUUAUGUUUCAAUUCAUCAUAUAAACAGCUGUUUACUUUGACUAUAAGUGAGGUUUAGCACAUGAUGUUAUCUGUUUUGACAUGC